ACUUGCUCAUCACGCUUCAAACAGAGCUUUCUCAUCCACGGCCUAUCUUUCUUGAACAGUAGCACUACCAAUUCUUCCUCCAGCAAAAAUGAAGUCCAUCUACUUUCUCCUUCCUUUGUUCGGCUCUGUUCUUGCUGGAAAGUACCCCACGACCGAAAAGUGUGUGGCUACUUGCCCAAAGUUCGAUUGCGACACGUCUAACGCAGCGAAUCUGUGCCAGUGCCAGAACGACCAGGAAACAGCAUGCAAGAAGAAGUGCCGCGACUACACGCCCGUCUACAAGCCCUGCCCCGUCAACCCACCCCAGGAGACAUGCGAGUGUGAGCCAGUCUUCUGCGCCCAGUCCUGGCCAGAAUCCUGCUACUGCGGCAACGCAGCAAAGACAGCCUGCCACAAGAAGUGCGGCGGCGCUUACCCGGUUUACGAAACCUGCCCUCCUCGCACCACUCUCACCAUCACUCAAACCAGUACUUCGACUUCCACUUCGACCCGCUACCCAGUCGCCACCCCCACUGCUAAGCCCACCAACCAGGUCUGCGGUGGUGGUCGUGCCGGACCUACUCUUGACUGCCCUACUGGUUUUGCUUGCAUUGCUAACCCGUUUAUCCCUGGUUCUUGUGGCCCGGCUUGCGACCAGCUCGGUGUUUGUGCGGAGGAUAAGCUGUGUGGUGGGUUCGGUGGCUUCAAGUGUGAGGAUCCACUCAAGGUUUGCAUGGAUGAUUCGAGGGAUGAGUGUGAUCCUACUAAGGGAGGCGCGGACUGUGGUGGACGCUGUGUUUAUCCUGAGGAGAUUGAGGUUCCUGAGGAGAUGGCCUACAGGGCAUAAUGUUGAUAGGGGUGUAACGCAGGGAGGAGCGGCCAGAUGAGUUUUUUGCGGAUUGUUUAAUUAUCUUAAUAGGGGGGUGGUUUGGGAUGGAUUUAUAUUCUUUAAUUAAAUGGUGUACCAAGGGAGCAUAAAUGUUUAGCUGAAGUGUCGAAGUGUAUUCUCGACAUUUGCA
Molecule: messenger RNA, 998 nt
Organism: Pyrenophora tritici-repentis Pt-1C-BFP
Lineage: Eukaryota; Fungi; Ascomycota; Dothideomycetes; Pleosporales; Pleosporaceae
Product: Herpes-TAF50 multi-domain protein
Source: RefSeq, a predicted model, not a curated record